AUGAAGCACGCGGCGCUCCGCCUCGCAGGGAGCACUUCGCGUCCAAAAGCCACGGAAGGCGCGCAGGAGGACAACCUCGAUAGCUACAGUGUUCGCCUGAACCACGUCAGUGGCAUGGACUUGGGGGAUUUACGACCUACGUUGUGGAGCAGGAGAUCGCAUAGACACAGUGACCUUAAACAAGGUCCAUCCUGGACAGUCAAAAACACACUCGAAGAUAAUCGUUUGGAAGAUCAUGAAGAGUUAUUGCCAAUCACGCGCGGCCGCCGAUCGCGACCAUUAACCCGCGAGUGCUACCGCCUGACCGCCGCCCACGGAAGCACGCGCGCGUCAUGUCACGUGUCGAACGCCAUGCCGUGGGUUGGCCGGACCUCGCCGCUUCCGGACACGCCAGCUACUUGA
Molecule: messenger RNA, 402 nt
Organism: Gryllus bimaculatus (two-spotted cricket)
Lineage: Eukaryota; Metazoa; Arthropoda; Insecta; Orthoptera; Gryllidae
Source: the annotation of a GenBank genome assembly